AUGUUUCUCAUCAAUGUCGAGAAUGCAAUAGAGCAGCUGACUUUGGAGGAGAAAGUCAAGCUUCUCGCUGGGCAAGAUACAUGGGGCACCUGGGCGAAUGAUCGUGUCGGCAUUCCUCGAAUCACGACAUCCGACGGUCCUCAUGGAGUUCGUGGCACGAGCUUCUUCAACGGCCCUCACGGCAUGCUACUCCCCUCUGCGACGGCCAUGGGAGCUACAUUCGACCCCGAAUUAAUACACACAGCCGGAGAGCUACUAGCAGCCGAAGCAAAAGAGAAGAAAUGCCACGUCUUGCUAGCUCCGACUGUUUGCAUCCAGCGUUCUCCUCUUCUCGGUCGUGGAUUCGAAGCUUUCGCAGAAGAUCCAUGGCUUAGCGGAACUAUAGCAUCUGCGUACGUCAAUGGUGUUCAAAGCCAUGGCGUAGCUUGCUCAAUCAAACAUUUCGCCGCACACGAUCAGUCAACAAUGGCAGUGGAGGACGAUGUUCGAGCGUCAGAGCGGACUCUGCGUGAGAUGCACCUCCUACCGUUCCAGCUAGCGGUCAAGAAUGCGAGCCCGUGGGCUUUCAUGAUGGCGUAUAACAAGAUCAAUGGCAUCCAUGCCACGGAGAAUUCUUGGCUAAUCAAUCAGGUCCUACGACAGGACUGGGGUUGGGAUGGACUCGUGAUGAGCGAUUGGUUUGGCACUUAUAGCACCUCUGAGUCUCUCAACGCCGGUAUGGACCUGGAAAUGCCAGGACCGUCAAGGUGGAGAGGCGACUUGCUCAGUUGGGCCGUCAUGAGCGACAAGGUCAAGAAGCCGACGAUCGACGCCAGCGUGCGAAGCCUUCUCAAGCUCAUCAACAAGGUCCAGCCUUGGAAGGAUGACGCUCCGAAAGAAGUCGGGGAUACUCAGCGCAAGCGAGAUCUAUGCAGAAAGGUUGCCAGCGAGGCGAUAGUUCUCCUGAAGAACGAGCGCAACGUCCUCCCCUUGGACUCGCAGAAAAAGCAGACUUAUGGUUUGAUCGGACCUGCUGUUGGAAACCCAGCCAUCAGUGGAGGCGGCUCAGCUGAUUUGACGCCGCACUACGUAAGCAGACCUUUGGAAGCCAUCAUCGAUUUUGUGGGAUCAGAGAAUGUCAAGACUGCAAUCGGAUGCCAGGCCCACCUCUUCACUCCUCAGUUAUCAAAGGACAUUUCUGUACCCAACAGCACCGAGCCCGGAUACCUUGUCUCCUGGUACAAGGAAGAUCCCAUGCUCAACCCAGCGGCCGAGCCUAUCGCCUCGGUCACCACUGUUCAGGCCCAGAUGUACUUUGCCGAUAACCUACCAGAAGCAGUACCAAAGAGGUACUGGCUUCAAGCAAAGACCAUCUACACUGCGCCAAAGUCCUGCACGAUUGAGCUUGGCCUUUGCGUCCUCGGCAAGGGCAAGUUGUUUGUCGACGGCGAGGAAAAGAUCGAUCUUUAUACCAGUCAGCCUGAAAAGACUCUGCAGACCCCCAUGUUCGACCAAGCUAGCAUGGAAGUGACUUCUGAGAUUGAGGUACAGCAAGGAAAUCAGUACGAGAUUCUGGUCUAUCUCAAGAACGAAGCUGCUGUCGCGGGAGUGGGGGCGCUCAACUGCGGCGGAUUGAGAAUUGGCUGCUGUGAAAAGGUUGAUCCUGAGACUGCUCUUGCAGAGGCUAUCAAGCUAGCUUCCGAGAUUGACAUACCUAUUGUUAUCGCUGGAUUAAACAGCGACUUUGAGAGCGAGGCUCUUGAUCGCAAGUCCCUUGAUUUGCCGCCAGCUGUUGAUGAGCUCAUUGCAGCGGUUGUCAAGGCAAACAAAAACACGGUUGUUGUAACCCAAUCAGGCUGCCCAAUCCUCAUGCCAUGGCUCGAUGACACCCCGACCCUCGUUCACGCUUGGUUUGGCGGCCAAGAGACCGGCAACGCAAUCGCCGACGUGCUCUUCGGCAAGACCAACCCCAGUGGGCGGCUUUCUCUCACGUUCCCCAAAAGGCUCGAAGAUACACCUGCGUUCUUGACCUUUGGCAAGGGCGAGAGGGAGAUUCACUACGGAGAAGGCGUUUUCGUCGGUUAUCGCUACUACGAAAAGCUGCGGAACCCUCCACUGUUUUACUUUGGGUUUGGUCUCUCUUACAGCCACUUUGAGUUUUCCAACCUCCAGGUACCAGAGAAGGUCAACUUGUCUGAGGCAGACACCUUCGAUGUGUCGGUUGAAGUCUCCAACACCAGCAACCGUGGUGGACAGGAGGUAGUCCAAGUCUACGUGGCCGACAAGACCAGCACGGUCCCAAGACCACUCAAGGAACUCAAGGCAUUCAAAAAGGUUUGGGUAGACGGCGGCAAGUGCCAAAAGGUGACGGUUUCCUUGGAUAAAUACGCAUUGUCUUUCUGGAGCGAGUUAGAAUGCAAGUGGCUGGCGGAAGCGGGAGUGUUUGAGGUUAUUAUUGCCAGAAGCUCGGAUCCGAAGGAUGCAUUGCUUCGUGAAGAGAUUGAAUUGGUCAAGAACUUUACGUGGAAUAGCGUUUAA
This is a messenger RNA of Fusarium keratoplasticum, 2517 nucleotides long. Its product is annotated as Beta-glucosidase. NCBI's taxonomy places the organism in Eukaryota, Fungi, Ascomycota, Sordariomycetes, Hypocreales, Nectriaceae. Gene Ontology annotation, biological process: glucan catabolic process. The transcript has 4 exons. The coding region runs from base 1 to 2517 and encodes 838 amino acids. Gene Ontology annotation, molecular function: beta-glucosidase activity. The record is from RefSeq and is a predicted model, not a curated record.